AUGUCAUCUAACGUCGGUAGACUUGCAUACGAAUUACAUGAAGUUAUUUAUAGUCAAUCUCGAGGUCGACAUUUUGCAUCGCUUGAUUUAGAUUAUCAUGUUUUCGGAUUUACUGCUAGCGGUGAAGGUCCAUGGAUUAUGCAAGCCAAGAAAGAUUGCGCUAGCAAUGGGUCUGGUACUAUUGAUUUACUCAAGGGAGAUUUGUUAGAUUCGUGUGUAUCCAUAAAGGAAAAGAAAAACAUAGUCUAUGGUUAUUCUAAACGUUUAAAAAAGUUCGGACACUUCCAUCAAUCAUGUCUUUAUUACCUUGCAGAUAAUCAAGACUAUCCAGAUUAUAGCAAAUCAGACGGAUGGUAUCAACAGCAUAUACCUGAUAUGAAAAGAAUAUCUACAUUAGGGAAUAUUUGCAUGAAAUCGUCGAUAACUGACAUUGGUGUAAUAUAA
Messenger RNA from Trichoplax adhaerens, 444 nucleotides. RefSeq lists its product as uncharacterized. The transcript has a single exon. Lineage: Eukaryota; Metazoa; Placozoa; Uniplacotomia; Trichoplacea; Trichoplacidae. The record is from RefSeq and is a predicted model, not a curated record. The coding region runs from base 1 to 444 and encodes 147 amino acids.